AAAAACCUGGCCAUCACUGGAUCAGAAGCACAAAGAAUACCAAACGAUGGCAGAUCAGAAAGAGAUGGAGACGAGAGAAACGGAAACAAAUGAAGGAAUAGAAACAACAGCUGUGGGGAAGAACAUGAAAGAACGAAAGAUAUCGUGGGCGAAGCUGCGCCGGGUGGACUCCUUGAAUAUAGAGGCUGGAAGGGUUUCAUCUUCUCAAAGCCAUGCCUCCAAGGUUAGUUGGAAGAGGACGUUGAGUUUAGCAUUUCAGAGCAUAGGGGUGAUAUAUGGGGACAUAGGGACGUCUCCACUUUAUGUGUACAAAAGCACUUUCGCCGAUGGUAUUCAACACCAAGACGACAUUCUUGGUGUCUUGUCCCUUAUCAUCUACACCAUAGCGUUCAUAGCCAUGCUGAAGUAUGUCUUUAUUGUGUUGUGGGCCAAUGACAACGGGGACGGUGGGACGUUUGCACUGUAUUCCUUGUUGUGCCGGUAUGCAAAGGUGAGCUUGAUUCCAAAUCAGGAGCCAGAGGACAGGGAGCUAUCCAACUACAGACUUGAAACACCAUCCAACCAGUCGAGACUGGCUUCGAAGAUUAAGGAAAAGCUUGAGAAUAGCAAAACUGCACAAAUUUUGCUUUUCAUUGUCACCAUCAUGGGAACUUCCAUGGUAAUUGGAGAUGGGAUUCUUACUCCAUCCAUUUCAGUUCUUUCUGCGGUGGAUGGGAUACACUCGCUAGGCACAGAUGCUGUUGUGGGGAUUUCAGUGGCAAUCUUGAUAGUUCUGUUUUCUGUUCAACGAUUCGGAACAGAUAAAGUGGGGUUUUCGUUUGCCCCAAUCAUCUUCUUGUGGUUUUUGGUCAUCAGUGGCAUUGGUCUUCACAACUUGUUCAAAUAUGAGGUUGGAGUUUUACGUGCUUUCAAUCCAGCAUACAUAAUUGAUUACCUCAAAAGAAAUGGGAAACGAGGAUGGAUUUCCCUUGGUGGAGUUUUUCUGUGCAUUACAGGGACCGAGGCCAUGUUUGCAGAUCUGGGUCACUUCAAUGUUCAAGCAGUCCAAAUCAGUUUCUCUUGCAUUACGUUUCCUGCAUUACUAACUGCAUAUAGUGGGCAAGCAGCAUACCUCAGGAAAUUCCCCGGGAACGUGUACAAUACUUUCUACGACUCCAUACCAGACCGAAUAUACUGGCCAACCUUCGUUGUUGCAGUAGCUGCUGCCAUUAUAGCCAGCCAAGCUAUGAUAUCUGGGGCAUUUGCAAUUCUCUCUCAGUCGCAAAAUCUAGGUUGUUUUCCUAGAAUUAAGGUUGUUCAUACCUCUGCAAAGUAUGAGGGCCAGGUUUACAUCCCCGAGGCCAACUACUUUCUCAUGAUUGCUUGUGUUAUAGUCACUGUGGCCUUCAAGACUACUGACAAGAUCGGCAAUGCAUAUGGAAUUGCUGUGGUUACUGUAAUGUUGAUCACAACCAGUUUGCUUUCUCUAAUCAUGCUUGUUAUCUGGAAGACGAGGAUAUGGAAGAUUGCUCUCUUCUUUGUGGUGUUUGCUUCCAUAGAGGGGAUUUAUCUAUCAUCUGUCCUGUACAAGUUUACGCAAGGUGGGUUCCUUCCAUUGGUAUUUGCGCUUGUCCUAAUGACAAUCAUGGCGAUUUGGCAUUAUGUACACAAAGAAAGAUACAUGUUUGAGCUCAGGAACAAGGUUUCUAGUGAAUUCAUCAAAGAAUUGGCUGUCAACCCAAAUAUAAAACGGGUGCCAGGAAUGGGAUUCCUGUACUCCGAGCUUGUACAGGGUAUUCCUCCAAUAUUUCCCCACUUCAUCUCUAAUAUACCAUCUAUCCAUUCUGUUCUAGUGUGUGUCUCAAUUAAGUCCCUCCCGAUUAGCAAAGUUGUAGUGGAGGAGAGAUUUCUGUUCCGGCAAGUUGAGCCGAGGGAAUAUCACAUGUUCCGCUGUGUGGUGAGGUAUGGCUAUAAUGAUGUGAUCGAGGAACCUGAGGAGUUUGAGAGGCAGCUAGUGGAACAGUUGAAAGAAUUCAUCCGCCAUGAACACUUCAUGCUUGAGGAAGGAACCACUGAACAAAUUGCUGAACCAGUGAACCUCCAGCAUUCUUCUCUAUUGGUGAAAGAUGGAAAAGCAAGAGGAUCAGCUGUUCACACUGAGGAAUCACUACAACUGCCUAAUCCAUCUGGGGUUUCAUCCGGGUCUAAUUCCAUUCAGUCGGUCAAUGCAGCUAAAUCGACAAAUUCUUCUAACCGAAUUGUCUCUGUUCCAAUCCAGGGAGUUGAAGAGGAGAUGCAGUUUGUCCAAAAAGCGAUGGAGAAUGGUGUGGUUUACCUCCUUGGAGAAGCAGAAGUUGUGGCAGAACAGAAAGCAUCCUUCUUGAAGAAGAUAGUCGUCAAUCAUGCCUAUAGUUUCUUGAGAAAAAAUUUUAGGCAGGGGGAGAAAGUUCUGGCUAUUCCCCACGCUAGGCUCGUAAGGGUUGGAAUGACAUAUGAGAUCUGAGAUUCAGAAUCUUUGGAAAAUCAAAUAAACAUGCUGUACGUGUAUAGCUUGCCCUGAUAGCCUGCUUCUACAAUCUCAAUAUGACAACAUGUAAAACAUCAGUAAAAUUCUCAAGUUUUAAUGGAAAAUGUUUUAUGCCACAC
This is a messenger RNA of Juglans regia (Persian walnut), 2625 nucleotides long. Its product is annotated as potassium transporter 5. Gene Ontology annotation, cellular component: membrane. NCBI's taxonomy places the organism in Eukaryota, Viridiplantae, Streptophyta, Magnoliopsida, Fagales, Juglandaceae. Gene Ontology annotation, molecular function: potassium ion transmembrane transporter activity. Gene Ontology annotation, biological process: potassium ion transmembrane transport. The transcript is spliced from 9 exons. The record is from RefSeq and is a predicted model, not a curated record. Bases 47 to 2482 code for a protein of 811 amino acids.